Messenger RNA from Fraxinus pennsylvanica, 2193 nucleotides. The record is from the annotation of a GenBank genome assembly. NCBI's taxonomy places the organism in Eukaryota, Viridiplantae, Streptophyta, Magnoliopsida, Lamiales, Oleaceae.
AUGAGUGCACAUGGAGAAGAAGGAGCAGUUCUUUUGUUCGAGACCAAAGAAGCAAAAGGGAGAACUGCUUUUAAACUAUUUUCUUUAACGAUAUUUCUGGGUAUCGUUUCAAUCUGGGGAUACAGAUUAAUUUGUAUUCCUAGAACAGGAAGAUAUGCAUGGAUUGGGAUGUUCAUUUCUGAGUUAAUGUUUGGUAUAUACUGGAUAUUUACUCAGUCUGCUCGAUGGAACGUUGUUUUUCGCCAUCCCUUCAAGCACAGGCUCUCCCUCAGAUACGAGGACAAGUUGCCAAGGGUCGACAUCUUCGUUUGCACGGCUGAUCCAAUUUUAGAGCCACCAUCAUUGGUAAUCAGCACAGUUUUAUCAGUCAUGUCGUACAAUUAUCCACCCGAAAAGCUGAGUGUUUACCUCUCAGAUGACGGUGGUUCAGAACUCACAUUCUAUGCUCUAUUGGAGGCCUCUAAGUUUUCGAAAUGUUGGAUACCUUUCUGCAAGAAAUUUAAUGUGGAACCGAGGUCUCCUCAAGCCUAUUUUGCUCGAAAUAUUGAUAUAAACCAUCCAGAGUUCGCGCACGAAUUUUGUAAUAUCAAGACAUUAUAUGAAGAUAUGAAGAGAAGAAUAGAUUUGGCGGUGGAGAAGGGUUGCAUUUCGAAUGACAUAAAGGAUCAACACAAAGGAUUCUUAGAGUGGAACUCUAAGGUCACAAAGAAGGAUCAUCAAUCCAUUGUUCAGAUUAUAAUAGAUGGAUGGAACCCUAAUGCAGUUGAUGUCGAAGGGAACAAAUUGCCAACACUGGUAUACUUAUCCAGAGAAAAAAGACCGGGAUGGGCACACAACUUCAAGGCUGGAUCCAUGAAUGCAUUGAUACGAGUGUCGUCAAAGAUCACUAAUGCACCAAUCAUCCUUAAUUUGGAUUGUGAUAUGUAUGCUAAUGAUCCGGAUACAAUAAGAGAUGCACUGUGCUUCUUCAUGGAUGAAGAGAAAGGACAUCAGACAUCCUAUGUGCAAUAUCCGCAACGCUAUGAUAAUAUAACCAAGAAUGAUAUUUAUUCCAAUGUAGCAUUUGCAGUAAAUAAGAUCGAGCUUGCUGGUAUAGAUGGUUUUGGUGGAACUCUAUACUGUGGCACUGGAUGUUUCCAUAGGAGAGAAAGUCUCUGUGGAAAUAAUUAUUCCAAGGAUCACAUAUUGGAAUUGCACAAUGUGAAAUCUAACACAAAGGAUAAAACAGUUCAAAAAUUGGAGGAAGAGUGUAAACCUCUAGCAAAUUGCAACUAUGAGAAGGAUACUCAAUGGGGAAAAGAGAUGGGACUGGUGUACGGGUGCCCCGUGGAGGAUAUAGUGACAGGCUUAACAAUCCAAUGUAGAGGAUGGAAACCGGUUUUUUACAAUCCAACGAAACAUGCCUUCCUAGGCAUUGCUCCAACGACGUUAGACGUCGCUCUCAUUCAGUUCAAGAGAUGGUCUGAAGGCUUGUUUCAGAUUUUCUUUUCCAAGUACUGCCCCUUCAUAUAUGGGCAUGGGAAAAUAAACUUGGGUGCCCAAAUGGGAUACUGUGUCUAUCUUUUAUGGGCUCCGAUUUCGUUGCCUACGAUGUAUUAUGUGGUGAUUCCUGCACUUGGCUUGCUCCAUAAUGUGCCCUUAUUCCCAGAGGUAUCUAGUUUAUGGUUCCUACCAUUUGCAUAUGUGUUUGCUGCAAAAACGAUUUACAGCCUAGUCGAAAGCCUGAUUUGUGGUGAUACGUUGAAGGGAUGGUGGAACUUGCAAAGAAUGUGGAUUAUUAGGAGGACAACUUCUUACCUUUUCGCCUUCAUAGAUACAAUUAUUUGGCAACUAGGCUUCUCGCAGACAUCAUUUUCCAUCACUGGAAAGGUGGUUGAUGAUGAUGUGCUAAAGAGGUAUCAGCAUGAAAUCAUGGAGUUCGGAACUUCGUCUAUAAUGUUUGCCAUUAUAGCAACAAUCGCAGUGUUAAAUCUUUUCUGCUUGGGAUGGGGAAUCAAGAAUGUUGUUUUUGGUACAACAUUGAUGGAUUUAGAAAAGUUCAUUCCACAAAUGACUAUUUCUGGGUUGCUGGUCUUGCUUAAUUUACCGGUUUACCAAGCCUUCUUUCGCAAUGACAACGGAUGCCUACCUUCCUCGAUCGUGUUCAAGUCCAUUUUCGUAGCAUCACUUGCAUGUUUGAUGCCUAUUUACUGA